This is a messenger RNA of Cuscuta epithymum, 2508 nucleotides long. The record is from the annotation of a GenBank genome assembly. Lineage: Eukaryota; Viridiplantae; Streptophyta; Magnoliopsida; Solanales; Convolvulaceae.
GCUUAUAUAUAUUAUUAGCUUCUUAAUCUUAAUUAUAUAUGGAUCGAUCGAUCCUUGCCGCGCGCCUAUCGAUCAUAGCAAGCAAGAUUAGCUAGCUCUAUCUACCAGCUGCUACUCAUCCGAUCCAUAUAUAUAUAUAUAUCCGUCCAAGCAAAUUCAAAUCAUGGAUGAUAGCUAGCUGCGCGCGGCGUAACUUCAUUAUAUAUAUAGCUAGCAGCAGCAGCAGCUAGAUUGCUGCUGGCCUCCAUCGAUCCAUCAUACACACAUAUAUAUAUACUAGCUCCCAAUUCCGUAUGUAUGCAUACAUAAUUUAAUUAAGAUCCUAUCUAUCUAUAUAUCGGCCUGGGCGCUAGCUAGGUGUAAGUGGCCGGGUGUGGAUGAUGUAUGAGAAAUUGAUCAAGAUUAAUUAUAUAUACAUACAUACUCCCAUCCAAAUUAUAUAUAAAUUACAUCGAUCAUAGAUAUAUACAGCAAGCAAGCAAUUGAUCGAGUAGAUGAUGAAGAAGAACAGCGGCGGCGGCCAUCAUGCUACGAUGAUGAUGAGCAGCAGCAGCGGCAGUUCAGAUCUGCAGAUAGCAGAUGCAGCAGCCAAUAAGCCCUAUCAUCACUGUCCUGGCUGUGGUCACACCCUCCAACCCAACCCGGAUUGGGUGGGUCUGCCGGCCGGAGUGAAGUUUGACCCAACAGACCAAGAAUUGAUACAACACCUCGAAGCAAAAGUGGCGGUGCAGGUUGAUAAAGAAUCCAAAUCCGGCGGCGGCCACCCUUUGAUCGAUGAGUUCAUCCCUACCAUUGAAGGGGAAGAUGGCAUCUGUUAUACCCAUCCAGAAAAACUUCCUGGUGUGAGACGAGAUGGGUUGAGUCGGCAUUUUUUCCACAGGCCGUCGAAAGCGUACACAACGGGGACGAGAAAGAGGCGGAAGAUUCAGACGGAGUGCGAGGUGGCGGGGGAGACCCGGUGGCACAAGACCGGGAAGACCCGCCCGGUGAUGGCCCACGGCAAGCAGAGAGGGUGCAAGAAGAUACUCGUGCUCUACACCAACUUCGGGAAGAACCGCAAACCCGAAAAGACCAACUGGGUCAUGCACCAGUACCAUUUGGGUCAGCACGAAGAGGAGAAGGAAGGCGAGCUCGUCGUCUCCAAAAUCUUCUACCAGACGCAGCCCAGGCAAUGCACCACCGCCCCCGAUCGCCGUGACAGCGCCGCCAGCUCUUCUUCAUCUUAUAAGGACGUCGCCGCCCAAUCCCACUCUCAUCCAGAUAAUAAUCAACUCAUCUCGGUUGCAGUUGCUUUGCAAACUCAACCCACCGACGACCACCAUUAUACCGCCUCCUUCCACCCUUUCACAAAACACGACCACGACUUUCAUCACGCGGGCGGGGGGCUUCCAGUGGCAGCCGAAGCUGUAGGUAGUAGAAUGAUGGUAAUGGAAAUUCCGGGGACAAGGCCGCCGCAUCAGCAGCUUCAGUGCGAAGGCGGCGGCGGGCAUGAUCAAAAUACAAGCGCUGCCUCUGCGGCGGCGUUGCACAACAUAAGCAGCAGCAGCAGGCCACACCCCAUCAUCUCUCCGCCGCCCCUCCUCUACCACCAUGACCCGCCCUACCACGUCCCAACUCCAAGGAUCAUACUCUCCAAUCACAACAACUUCCAGCAGCAGCAGCAUGAUCAUCAUAAUAAGCUUGGAAGUAGAAGGUCUGCUUCUGAAUUGGAAGAACUCAUUAUGGGGUGCACUUCUUCUACUACUCAUCAUAUCAAAGAGGGUUCAUCAUCAAUAAUGGCUAACCAACAAGAGGCAGCAUGGCUGAAGUACACUACACCUUUCUGGCACGACCCUGACAACCCGGAUCAUCAUGGGUAGUAGGACCAACUCCAAACACAGAGGGGAAAAAGGCCAGGAACCGAAGGAAGACCCAAAAGCUAAUUAAGGGAUGAAGAGGCCGGGAAGAGAAUCCAAUACUGCAUGGCAUCAGCUUUGCAUGAAAAUCAUAACCACUAGCUAUGAUUGAUGAUUACUCUGUCAUCUAGCUUUAUGGCCGGCCAGAUCAGAAACGACUUUACCCUAGCUAGCUAGUUUAUUUCUUUACUUACUAUUUCAUCUAUAUUUGUAUUAUUUUACUUUAUUUUCAAUUUUACUUUAACACAACAGGAUUUCUUCAAAGUGCAUAGGAAACUUCGUUUUGUUGGACCGUACCGCACAUGGACAGUCAUCACUUCCAUGCAUCGAUCUUCUUUUUUUAUUCUUCUUUUGUGAAGAGUUAGUUAGAAUAGUACUACUUGUAUGUGAUAAAGUCUAUACAUAUACAUACGGAGUAUAUUUAGGUACGUAUGGAAUAUAUCUCCCCUUUAUAGAAAUGAAAUGUACGUAUUGGUGAUUUACAACACCUUACAUUGUGAUCUCAGAUGCCUUAGCUACCUCCAUACAUUACUUUUGAGCGUUUGUACUCGUACAAAUUAAACAUUUCAGUGAUAGAAGCGAAAAGUUCCGCUAAUGGUUAAGGAAUUUGUAA